AUGAGUGAAACAAAUAUUUCCGCAAAUCAAACAACCUCAGCGGAAAUUUAUGAAAAAAUCACCGAAUAUGUGAACCAAAAGAACAAUAACUACGAAAUCCUUGAAUAUUAUCUUAAUUCAAACUUAAUUAACAAGGACACACAAGUAAAUAUCCUAACUGACAUAUUUAAAUCAAAAGAUCUCCCUAACAAAUACCAUACUCCAUUAAAUCCAAACUCGUUACCCAAGAAUCCCUACAAUUCAAUGAAAAAUGUCAAAGAUUAUCAACCGACAUUCUCAGAAACUAAGAAACACUCAUAUGGAUUCAUCGAGCCACAGGUUCAAUACUCAUAUUGCGUUUAUUUACUUAAUGAAAUCGCCAAACUUGAUGAAUAUUAUUAUUUAGCUUUUUAUGAACUAGGGAAAGUACUAAAAUUUGAUAACAAACUCAUAUUCAAAUAUGAUAUACUAACGAACAGACUAUUAAAAUCAUUUGCCAAGCUAUUUCUCUAUUCAGAUUAUUCCACAAAUCCGAAAGCUUUAAGUUGGAGAUUAUGGAUGACUUGUUUCGAAGAUUCUCUAAACAAGAUAGACUAUCAUACAUACAGCGUCUUUGAUUUUGCUUAUCACUUAGCAGAAACGUAUUCCUACGAAAUUCCAAUUGUUUUUGAAGAAGUUGAAGUUUAUUUUGCCAAUAUACUCGCAAAAUCAAUUUUUGGAGUUGAUCCAAUAGAAAAAAUAACUCCUAAUAGUAAUUUAUCUUUCAUGGAAUACUUCGAUAUGAUAAAGAAAUCAAAUCCAGAUCUGUCUGAAGAAAAACUAAAUCAAAUAAGACAACUUUGUUUCGAUUACGAAAUAACAAAAGAACCAAAUAUUGAGUUCAGAGAACUUUACGAAGAAGAAAACUUUUUGGAUGACACUACUUGGCUCACUUUGAGUACAAAAUUUUGCGAUUGUCUUAACAACAAAAAAUUCUCAUUAUGUCAUAUCAUUUACAAACUUUGUCGUUGCUUAGAGCUGAUCAGAACUUCACCAGAAAAAGAUUGUUUAUUAGAUCUUGUUAAGAAAUAG
Messenger RNA from Trichomonas vaginalis G3, 1050 nucleotides. RefSeq lists its product as uncharacterized. Lineage: Eukaryota; Parabasalia; Trichomonadida; Trichomonadidae. Bases 1 to 1050 code for a protein of 349 amino acids. The record is from RefSeq and is a predicted model, not a curated record. The transcript has a single exon.